Molecule: messenger RNA, 303 nt
Organism: Impatiens glandulifera
Lineage: Eukaryota; Viridiplantae; Streptophyta; Magnoliopsida; Ericales; Balsaminaceae
Product: EPIDERMAL PATTERNING FACTOR-like protein 8
Exons: 2
Coding region: 1-303 (100 amino acids)
Biological process (GO): stomatal complex development; guard cell differentiation
Source: RefSeq, a predicted model, not a curated record
AUGGUGCCUUCUUCAUUACCAACACAAAGCUUCUUCAUCAAGAUUGCUGUCUCUGCCACUCUCAUUAUCUUUCUUCUACCUUUGCUAUUUUCCAUAACAGAUGGAUCUGAAGGAAUGAAAAUGGUGUUGGGUUCACGGCCGCCGGGUUGUGUGAACAAAUGCAUGAAUUGCCGACCAUGCAUAGCGACUUUAGUGGUUCCUCCUCGACCAAAGAAUUUUAAUUCUCGAGGAAAUGAUGAUAAUGACGGUUAUUAUCUUCUCUCUUGGAUGUGUCGAUGUGGGAAGAAGAUUUAUCAACCGUAA